This is a messenger RNA of Drosophila bipectinata, 1028 nucleotides long. Its product is annotated as luciferin sulfotransferase-like. The record is from RefSeq and is a predicted model, not a curated record. Gene Ontology annotation, biological process: sulfation. Lineage: Eukaryota; Metazoa; Arthropoda; Insecta; Diptera; Drosophilidae. Gene Ontology annotation, cellular component: cytoplasm. Gene Ontology annotation, molecular function: sulfotransferase activity.
GUACAUUAGUAGACCCAUAGAAUCAUCGGCAACAAGAUCGAUGGUUCAGGUACAGUGCCAGGGACUGAACGGAGCUGGCCCCAGUUGGGUGCCAUUGAAGCAGGAUUGGAGCCAACGAUGGUGCACUCUCUCCGGGCUCUAUACGGCAGACUACGCUGAGCGAGUGGGAGGCUUCCAAACACGGGAUAGUGAUGUGUUUCUGGUCUCGUUCAUGAAGUGCGGCACCACCUGGUUGCAGGAAUUGAGCUGGCUUUUGCUGAACCAACUCGAUUUCGAACAGAGCUCGAAAAGCUAUAUAAUGCAAAGGAGCCCUUAUCUGGAGUACUCCAGCAAUAGUCCCUUGAUAAAAAUGGAUUCCAUUAAAAUAUGCGAUGACCUACAGAGUACUCCGAGGCUCAUUAAAUCCCACUUGCCGGCACAACUGCUGCCCCGUGAAAUUUGGGAGAAAAGGCGAAAAAUCAUUUACGUGGCUCGCAAUCCGAAGGACGUAGUGGUGUCCUCCUAUCACUUCCUGACUGGAACCGGCUACUGGAGAGGGAACAUGGACGAAUAUGUGGAUCAGUUUGUGGCUGGCAGGAUAUUUUUGACAUCCUUUUGGUCCCAUGUCAUCGACUUUUAUAGGAUGCGCAGUGAGGAGAACAUUUUCUUCGUAACCUACGAGAAAAUGAAAGAGGAUCUUGAGAAUGUUAUUCGGCGACUAUCCGCUUUCUUGGAAUCCCCCGAUUUAAGCCAAACUGAAAUGAAGAAUCUACUGGAAUACUUGAGUUUUGAAAACAUGAAAGCUAGCACCUAUGGCAACCCCACCGCACGAAUUAAGUCCACUCUACAGGUUUCUGAUGAUUUUGAGUUUAUGCGACGUGGCAUUGUCGGCUCUUAUAAGGACGAGCUUAAUUUUGAUCAAAAGCGCAAAAUCGACAACUGGACCCGCUGCUGUCUUGAGGAAUAUGGAUUAACAGAGUUCGAUAUUUUUGGGAAUGUUUAAAAUAUUGUUUUCUUAUAAUAAAGCCAAUUAAGGGGGGACAUCUGAG